This is a messenger RNA of Coturnix japonica (Japanese quail), 5120 nucleotides long. Its product is annotated as transcription factor 15-like. Lineage: Eukaryota; Metazoa; Chordata; Aves; Galliformes; Phasianidae. Gene Ontology annotation, biological process: regulation of transcription by RNA polymerase II; developmental process. Gene Ontology annotation, molecular function: protein dimerization activity; RNA polymerase II transcription regulatory region sequence-specific DNA binding; DNA-binding transcription factor activity, RNA polymerase II-specific. The record is from RefSeq and is a predicted model, not a curated record.
UAAUAAACUAGCGCUCACGGUGACCUUUUAAUAAGUAAAUGGCUGAGAGAGGCACACGUUUGGAACAGAAUAAGAAAUUGGAUUUGCGUGUAGGCGCUGUGGCUGCUGGUGAAGGGGCCCUUUAUCGGCUGUGCCUACACGUGUAAUGCGGCACACGGCACGGGGCGCAGACCGGGUAUCACCCCGUCGGCUCCGGGGAGCGGCGCAGUGUCGCUUUCUCAACCCGGGAGCCGCAGCCGGGUCGCGGUGACAGGUGCGGCAGCCCCCGGCCGCGGGCAGCAGUAACACGCGGGGCGAGCAUAAAAGUCAUGGGGCGGCAGGUUGGAGGCAGGCAGCAUGAAGGCCAACGAAGGGGCGGAGGGCGCCGGGCAGCACCGGGCGAGAGACGGCGGCGGAGCAGCGGGGCGACCCCCGGCCGGUAACUGCGGGAGGCGACGGAGGCGGAGGGAGGGCGGCGGCAGGCAGCGGGCGGCGGCCAACGCUAGAGAGCGGGACCGGACCCACAGCGUCAACACCGCCUUCACGGCCCUGCGGACCCUCAUCCCCACCGAACCCGUGGAUCGGAAGCUGUCCAAGAUCGAAACGCUGCGCCUGGCCUCCAGCUACAUCUCGCACCUGGCCAACGUGCUGCGCCUGCAGAGCCCCGCCGCCCCGCAGCCCUGCCCGCAGCGCCCCAUCUGCACCUUCUGUCUCAGCGAGCAGCGCAAGAGGCACCGAAAACCCGAGGGGUCGCUGGCGGUGUGAGCUGCGGGACGAGAAGCUCGCGGAGGAGGGAAGCAAACUUGUAUACGGCCCUGCAACAGUUACUUCUUCAGCCCUCGUGCUCCGGUUUGCGCUGCACGCAAUGAAACCGAACCCUGCGGACACGCUUGCACCUGGCACGGCUGCUAUUUUAGCACAAGAAACGUUAAACCUGAGCAUCCCGGACUCCAUGCCUCCCCAACCUGUGUCACAUGGUGGAACCCGACCCGCCCCACUCACCGCCGGCAGGGGCUGACACGAGGCCGCCCACUCCUCUUCUGCCUGACCCCAUCAGCAGCCCCAGGGAAGGUUGCUUUGGGGUAUGGGAAGCUCCCACUGCCAGCACUUCGUGUCCCAGCCCGGCAGCACGUGAUGCUUUUUCCCUUCUUAACAGAGCAGCUCGCCCCAGCCCUCCAAACAGCAGCAGGUGUUUCUAUGGCCGGUAGCAACUGUGCAGUAAAGGGGGGCUCCCAAGGGCUCUCUAAAAUUACCCGUCACCCAGGCCGUUCCUAUGUUAUGCCCAUUCAACACUGAUGUCACCUGUCUCCCUGCCAGUUAUUAACUUAUAUACUGUGUGCUUGCUUUUUAACCAGACUAAAAAGCAGACGUGCAUGGGAUGGUUUUUGUCCUUGAAUAAAGUGACAAACUAGACAUAUAAGGCCCACUAGUGGUGGAUUUAAAAUAUAGCUGCUGUCUUUUACAUAGUUAUAUAAGCAAUCAUAGAAUCCUUAGAGUUGAAAAGGACCUCUGAAAGCCAUCUAAUCCAACUACUUACUAUGAACAGGGACACCACAGCUAGAGCAGGUUGCCCAAGGCCUUAUAUAUUUAGUUAGCCCUUUAUUAUCCUUUUUACUUUAUGAAGUACUUUCUGUUCUUUAUAAGCCUUCUAACUGCACCACUGAGAAGCGCUCCAAAAACAACUGCCCUUUUCGCCUCCCCAGUGCCAGCUGUUCAGUUCUUCCCCCACAGCCAAAUUAGAGGGCUGAAAGAGUAAGCACUCAUCACUCACUUUCUCUGCCACCCCACACUGGUGAGGCUGCACCUCAAUUACUGUGGUCAGCUUUGGGCCCCCUCGCUACAAGGAAGACAUUGAGGCCCUACAGCACAACCAGAUAAGGGCAACAGAGCUGUGAAGGGUGCAAAGCAGAGACCUAUGGGGAGCAGCUGAAGGAGCUGGGGUUGUUCAGUCUGGAGGAGGCUCGGGAGAUUCAAAGCACAAAGCCAGUUCUGGCAUAUAUGACAAAGAACUAUUAUCAUUAGCAAGAGCAAUAUCUUGGUGUAUUGCUUGUACAACAGUACAGUUUUGGCUUCCUUUCUCACCUCCCCAGCACACACUAACUGCCUUAUUUUCACACUUGGAAAACACAAACAUGAUACCUAGAAAACCUGCACUACAUUUCCUGCUUAAAAUCCAAGAUGAGAAAAAUACUGAAGCCAAGUCACAGCGACCCACACCCUCCUCACUCACCAAAAGCCACAUGCCGUAUAUUUUGCUAGAUUGAGAAGAGCUCAUUGGCUUCAUAAGUUUUCCAUCCUUUUCUUUCAAAUUGCUGCCAGGUUGUAAUCUUUGUUUUGCUUUGGCAUUGAUUGUACCUUCCUACUUAUACAGUGCUUCCUCAUUUUUGGCAUUGUGUCAGUGUAUGCAUGCAGGUAUAGAUUUCUAUAAACACAUCUUCCAAACGUGACUUUCCUUCUGUAGGUUUGAAAAACUUUGUCUGUUAAAAGCUUCCUUACUUUAUAAUUGAACCUGAUCGUAAAGCAAGUUCCACAUCCAUUAAACCAAAGCAUCUGAGCUGCUUUACAGCCAAUGCUAUUCAUUUAGUUGUAUAAUUCAAUGUAAUACACUGAAAUGAAAGAAGUAAUGCAAUUUCAAACAAUUCUGGGUAAAUUCUGUAUUGAUUAUGCUCCGAGUUUCGCAGUGUUGUGAUGUCACUGCUGUUAGAGAAGUGGCUCUUAGCCUAUUAAAAUACAUUGCAUUUGCCAUCUCUGGAGCUAUUGAAGUGAGCAUAAGGAAAGUGAGGCUCACCUUUUCACUGUAGUAUUAGCUGUGAGCUCACUGCUUGAAAUUUUUGAAUCAUUUGCACAAUUCCACAGGAACUGGACUUUUUCCACUGUAAAUGAGAAUUCAUCUCUCUAGUUUUACAUGGAACUUAUACAGAAUAUUUUUUCAAUAGCAAAAGCAGGAGCAGGCUGGUGGAAUUUGGCUUUAUCUCCUGCUUAGAGCAGCUCUGUACAGCUUUAAAUUCUUUUCUCUCUCUACUCAGGAUGAACAGUUGAGUUCAAAUGAGCUUGAAGAUCUCAGUAUUGUGCUCAGGGUUUCAAUUACUAAAUAACAUUGGAAUUUCAGUAACGCUGAUUGAGUGUGGCAGAAAUUGGGUCCAUGAGCACUGUGGCCCAAAUAUUCAUGGUAUAGACAGAUAAUACUUAUUCAAAACAAUAAUUCUAAUUUCUAUGAUUCUAAUUUCUCUGAGGAACAGACUUUAAGCCCACACAUAUACAGAUUGAGCACUAUGUAUUUGUACAUAAAUAGGGACAGAUCCUCACCUUUGCUGAAAUUUAUUUAUAAUUUAAAACUUCUCUGCCCCCAGGAGCUAGAAGCAGUAGAGAAGUAAGCUGUUACACAACAUAAAUCCUAUAUGUCCCUAAUAAACCCAGGGAAAGUGUUUAAUUUCUAGAGACAGAUGAACUGAGUUCUCAGAGUUCACCUCUGAAGAGUGUAAGCACUAGGUCACUCAUCAUUGAUUUGUGUGUUUUUAUUGUAUGAAUUCAUAUAUCCUAGCUAUUAUUGUAAUCAUUUGGUAGAGAAGCAUCGUUCAUAGCAUGCACAAACAUGCAUUUAUGAGGCAAAGUUGUGAAACUCAGGAGUUUUAACAGCAAGUACUUUACUGGAUGUUCAGGCACUGGAAUGACAGGAGCUUCUCCAGACCUGCUGAGCAUCCUCUUGUUUUACCCAAGAGAUUGGUUCUCCCAUCUGUUUGUAGGUACAUUGUUAGAACAGAAACAUGCCUAAUGCCACUUCUGUCUCUGUUUUCUCAUAUACACUUGGCCAUUCAGAUUACAUGCUACGUGGGUGAAGUAAAAAUGCUAAGAUAUACACCAUUUGAUCUGAGAUCCUUUAAAGUGAUUUAAAAUAUUCCAAGUAUAGUACUUUGCAUAAGUCAUCGUACUUAGUCUGCUGUGUUACAGUACAAGAAGAGCAUCAAGCAAAAUGGAUAAAGCACACAUGAUUGUACUGGUUAAGUUUAAAUAACUACUUGAACAUAGUACUUGGUUAUCUAUGGAUUAAUCUUAACAAAAGGCAAUAUGUUUUACUGUUUGCUACCAUUUUCAGUUCUAUACUUCAAAACAGAAUUUUCCUUUCUAGUAACUUCUUGAGAAGUUUGCUUCUUUAAAAUUACCUAUUUGUGUGUGCAAAAUGUGCUCAAAUUUGCUGAAAUAAAUGGUAUUUUUCUUACUAAUUUAGCUAAAUAUGACUAUUACAGUGAUAGUUCUCUUCUACACCCAUCUCAGUAAGGCUUUGAGUAUUAUCUUUGUUUUUCAGAUUCAUCCCAAUGAUAAUUUUAGCAACAUACAGAUGUAACAGCAAAACUUCUUACAGGCCCAGCAGAAUUUUAACCCACUAACCAUGGACCAAUUGUGAUUUGGAGACAGCAUUCCUGCCCUGUAACAUUUCCCAAUACUUAGCACUGAGAGUCCAUGCUGUCACCGAGCUACCCAACAAACACACAGCCACUUUUCCUACCUGUAUCCACUCUCCCUACCAGAGUUCUGCACAUUCCGCUUUGGGUUUCUAACAUAGCCUUAAAGUUACAUCCUAGAUGCUUUAACUAAACUGUAGGGAUUGGUUUGCAAGCUAAAGUUCUUUAUCUCUACCCUUGGCAUGCAUUUGCAGUGGAGAAGGAAAGUAUGUCAACAGCAUAGAAAAAGGAACAAGCCCAGGGACUGCACAACAUCUUAAAUGCCAAAUACAAGGGGAGUUUCUUGAGGGAGAGGAAAAAAGGUGAAGUACUACAGACAGGAUAGAAAGAGGUAACAGGGAGAGGUCAAUUCACCCAUGAAAAUUCACUAGUUUCCAGUACGAGGCCAAGCAACAGUCAGUAUUUAAGCUAGAGUCCAUAGCAAGCAGUUGGGGUGCACCAAGUGCUAUGCUUCCCUGUUAGCACUUUUCUUGGGAUGUUGCAUGCUUGUGUGCUUGCUAAGGAAGCAAUAGGAUGCCAUUGCAAACAGCAAACCUCCCCAGUCAAAUGACCGCCUUAACAGUGCUGAAUUUACCCUUUGAAUAAAGAACUUAUCAAAGCAAUUCCCACAAAUAACGCCACCAACAUGUGGCCAUUUCUGAUAGCAAAUAGCAAUAAUAAACCUUUAAUCAUCACACUUGA